Arvicola amphibius (Eurasian water vole) is the source of this 662-nucleotide messenger RNA. Its product is annotated as dynein light chain roadblock-type 1. The record is from RefSeq and is a predicted model, not a curated record. Gene Ontology annotation, molecular function: dynein intermediate chain binding. NCBI's taxonomy places the organism in Eukaryota, Metazoa, Chordata, Mammalia, Rodentia, Cricetidae. Gene Ontology annotation, cellular component: cytoplasmic dynein complex; centrosome; cytoplasm. Gene Ontology annotation, biological process: microtubule-based movement. The transcript has a single exon. Bases 55 to 345 code for a protein of 96 amino acids.
AGGGCGGGGACCUCGCUGAGCGUCGGCGACUCGGAGCUGCUGGAUCGGUCCGAGAUGGCAGAGGUGGAGGAAACACUCAAGAGACUUCAGAGCCAGAAAGGAGUGCAGGGAAUCAUCGUGGUGAACACUGAAGGCAUUCCCAUCAAGAGCACCAUGGACAAUCCCACUACUACACAAUAUGCCAACCUCAUGCACAACUUUAUCUUGAAGGCACGGAGCACUGUGCGUGAAAUUGACCCCCAGAAUGACCUAACCUUCCUUCGAAUUCGCUCCAAGAAAAAUGAAAUUAUGGUUGCACCAGAUAAAGACUAUUUCCUGAUUGUGAUUCAGAAUCCAACCGAAUAAGCCACCAUCUCGGCUUCCUAUGUCAUUCCGUAAUUUAAUGUCCCCCAGAAUAAGUGUUAAUCAUGUCAGUGGGCACAUGGUGGUUGCCUGAGAGCCCAUGUAGACCAUGCCAUUGAUCAAGGGUAGCUCUGCCCACCCCAACAAGGAAUGUCUCUGGCAUCCAGCCAGUUCCUGGGAAAGCUUGGAUCUCAUUUCCAGGCUUCGGAGUAAGAGCUUAUGAUAAGCCCACACCCAGCUUCCUUCUGACCUUCAGUUCACUUUGUCACCUUUGGAAAGCCUGCUUUUUUCUUUUACUAAAAAUAACUUCAAAACCAAAA